Messenger RNA from Maudiozyma saulgeensis, 2040 nucleotides. Lineage: Eukaryota; Fungi; Ascomycota; Saccharomycetes; Saccharomycetales; Saccharomycetaceae. The record is from the annotation of a GenBank genome assembly.
AUGGAAUUACCUUCGAUUAAUAGUACAACAAGUAUCUCUGACAAUGCAGAAUUGAGAAAUUAUUAUGACAAUUUAUUGUUUAAAAAUAGUAGUGGUAGAUCAUUAGCUGAUUUGCCAAGAAAAUCACAAGAGAGAGAUUCAGUUCAACAACAAAAUAUUUAUCCAAAAGUUGAUUUUAUUAAAGGUUUUCAAAGACAACAAACAAAUAUUGAUAAUGAAAUAACUGAUUCAUUUGCACAAUUCAAAUUAUCAAAUAUGAAAGAUUUUUUGCCACAACAAGGUACAAGAAGACAAUCAAUUUUUAAUAUUAAUAAUGAUAAUAUAUUACCUUUAACAAGCACAAAUUCAAAUGCACCUUUAGCAUUUAAUUUUAGCACUAAUAAUAAUAAUAAUAAUAAUAAUAAUAAUAAUAAUAGCAAUAAUGAUUUUGUUGUUGAAAGAAGAUCUUCUUAUAUUUCUGAUACUUUGAUUCAUAAUAAUCAACCAAAUUUGUUAAAUAAUUCACAAUUUAUUCAACACCAACAACAGCCAAUGCAACAACAACAACAACAACAACAAUAUUACCAACAACAAUCAUCAAAUCAACAACAACAACAAAAAUAUGGUUACUUAAAUUAUGUUAGUGGACAAGUAUCAAAUACAAAUACAACAAAAUUGAAUAGAUUACCAAUUAUUAAUAUUAAUAAUAAUGAUAUGAAUAAUUCAAAUUCCAUUAUCAGAAAGGAUUCAAAUAAUGGUUUGAUGUUAACAGAAGAUAAACAAUUAGCUUCUUCAAAUGAUUUAGCUAAAUUAUAUAAAGAUUGCGGUGAACAUUAUUUUUCAAGUAAUCAAGUUUACGAAUUUGCAGAUUAUUUAAAACAAUCAUUAUUAUCAAACGAUAAUACCUCAUCAUUAAAACAAAUUCAUGAACCAUUAAAAAGAUUUUUAAAUUUUUUAAAAAGUUGUAAUUUAAAGUAUAAUCCACAAUCAGAUGGUUUUAUUUCAGGUGAUAGACGUAAUAUUCCUACUACUACUAAUAAUAAUAAUAAUAAUAAUAAUAAUAAUAAUACUAUGCGUAGAAAUAGUGUUCCACUACAAUCAUCCUUAGGAAGAUCUUCAACUACAAAUAAUAGUGCUUCAGCUUAUUUACAUUAUCGUCCUUUAGUAUUAGUAUCUUUGAAAAAUGGGAAAUUAGAAUUGUUAUCAAUGCCUGCAGGAGCAAAUAUGUCAAUGAAACGUGGUGAUUUAGUUAUCAUUGAUGGUGACCGUGGUAGAGAUUUAACUCUUGUUGUCGAACCAAUAGUUUCAUUAGAUUUAGCUUUAAUUAUUAAUUUUUUGAAAAAAAAGAUUCAUUUUGAUUCGUUAAUUACAAGUAAAACACAACAUUAUCCAAAUAAUCAAUUUAUUGAUGCAUUAGAAAAAUGUACAAAUGGUUUAAGUGAUUCAUUAAAUCCAAAGCUUUAUGAUAUUAUUGAAUUAACACAAUUAGUUGUGCCAUCAAAACAAGUAUUAAGAUUUGCAACACCAUGGGAAAGUAGUACAAAUUUACAUAAUAAAUUUCAAGACGAAUUAAAAGCAUUACAUAUUGCACAAUUAAAAUUAAGAGGAUUAAAUGGUAAUUCAUCAAAUGAAGAAUAUACUAAUGAUUCAAUAAAUGUAUGUCAUGGGUUAAAUAUUAAAAUUCUUAAUGCAGAAUUUCAAUUUGAUCGUAAAAAAUUAACAUUUUAUUAUUUAUGUGAAGAACGUAAUGAUUUCCGUGAAUUGAUUAAAGAAUUGUUUAAAUUUUAUAAAACAAGAAUUUGGUUAUGUGCUAUACCAAAUAAUUUAGAUAUUGAUUCAAAAUAUUAUGAUUCUGAACAAAAAGAAUUAAAAAUGUAUCAAGAAAUGAUGCAACAUUAUUCACAAGAAGAAUUUAUGGAUAACAGUAAUACUAGCAAUAAUAAUACUAAUACUAAUACUAAUAAUGGUAGUGGGUUUGUAGUUGCGCCACCAUUAAAUGAAUUACAAUUAGACAAUUUCCAAAUUGCAGUAUAUCAAGAGCUAGUACAACAAUUAUUUUAG